UUUCCUGGCUGUGUGUGUACUGUAUGCCAGUUCGCCAGCGAGACCACGGUACAGUACAGUACAUCUAGUUACAGUUAGCAGAUCCACAUAGAAUUGAUGUAUGUAGACUGACGCAUACGUUGAGCAGGCACCGGUUCCUUCCUGAAUCAGACAACUGGGACCAACCAUGGACCUAUUCGAGUUUGACUUCUUUAGGGACUGGGAACUGGAGCAACAGUGUCAUUACGAGCAGGACCGCAGUGCGCUCAAGAAGAGGGAAUGGGAGCGGCGGACUCAGGAGGUGCAACAGGACGAAGAUCUCUUCUCCUCCGGGUUUAAUCUAUUCGGGGAGCCGUACAAGACAGAAGCAACCAGUCUAUCCACUUUGGGGGGGACCAACAACCUAAACAAGACCAACAAAGGUGAUGCCCUGGCCAACCGGGUACAGAACACUCUGGGGAACUACGAUGAGAUGAAGGAGCUCCUGACCAGCCACUCCAACCAGAGCCACCUGGUGGGGAUCCCCAAGAACUCUGUUCCCCAGACCCCUGGCCCCAGCUUCUUCACCGAGGGGGCCCAGAGGACAAGCAACAGGACGGGCACGGGGCACAAUACCACCUCCAUGCCCCCUCCGCCCUCCUCUUCAUCCCUGACCAGCUCCACCCGGCUGAGCGGCCAUCAGAGCUCCAAGAAGUCCCGCUCCUCCGACUGGUUGCAGGGAGCCCACUGCUCCAGCAGCACCAGCACCCAAGAGGUGGGGGGGCAGGUAGUGGGGGUACCAACCAGCAGCAGGGGGAAACACUUGUCAACCCAUGAGCAGCAGCAACAGCAACCCCAGAGACACGAGGAGCUGUUCAGCUCACAGGGCGACGUCGUGGGCCACAAGGGAGACUCCAGCAGCAGCCCCAACUCCUCCACCUCCAGGAGGCAUGGCGCUGGGCAGCAGCAGGUCCCUUCGGCGGCUGAGCAUGGCGGAUACAAGGACAGCAACAAUCAUGUUAAGUCUCCCUUGGAGCAGGAGCCGGGCUCCCACGGGUCCAGUUCCCCCGUGGCCUCCACCUCCCUGCUGCCCAGCGGCCUUUCCACGCCAACCUUCCCCCAGGGCCUGCACGUCAAGCCCAGCGCCGUGCAGCAGCAGAAGCCCACGGCCUACGUUCGGCCCAUGGAUGGCCAGGACCAGGUGCCCCUGGAUUCCCCGGAACUCAAACCUCCUCUGGAAGUGGGGGACAUGGGCUACAGCAACCUAGCCUUUGGCAGCACCACCACCAGCUCCAAGAGCAAGCUGCCUAAGCUGACCCUGACACAGACUGGGGAGGUCAGCCUGUCCAGUGACUCCAGCUGUGUGGAGGAGAUUCUACGGGAGAUGACCCACUCCUGGCCUCCCCCCCUGACUGCCAUCCACACUCCAGGCAAAGCUGAGCAGACCAAGUUCCCUAUUCCCUCCAAGGAGUCACAACACUUACCCUCAGGAUACGCUGGACAAAAGCGGUGCAAUGUUCCCGGUAACAAGCCUGCAACCAAGUCUGUACCACAGAAGUCAAUGCUUGAGGAUGACCUGAAGAUCAGCAGUGACGAAGAGGACACUGAUCAACAGGCAGCAGAGAAGCCCAAGCCCAGAAGUACACCUCUCAGCAUCCCUGUGGCCACGUCUCGGACCACUGACCCGGGCCUCUCCAGCGGUGCCUCGGGCAGCUCCAGCGAAUCAGAGAGCAGCUCCGAGUCAGACUCCGAUAGCGAGAGCAGCUCCAGUGACAGCGAGUGUAACGGGGCCUCCCGGACCGCCACCCCAGAGCCUGAACCUCCAUCAACAAACAAAUGGCAGCUGGAUAAGUGGCUGAACAAAGUGACCCCACACAACAAAGCACUUAUCAAUACCCAGCCAGAGAGAGAGAGCCAUGGGCUCAGCAGCUCCCAGACUGACCACAGCCAACAGGCCCCUGAGGGCCAGGGCCCGGACCCAGGGAAGAGCAAGCCUGGCCCCGCCGCCCUGCUGGCCCCGACAGACCCCAAGGAACGGGCCCUCCUCAGCCCCAUCAGAGAGAAGACCAAGCCUAAGACUGGACCAAAAGUCUCAGAGGGCAAGGGUUCAAAGGUCAAAUCCCCAGCCGUGGUGGCGGUGGAGCCAGCCCCAGCCAGGCGCAGCUUGGGGAAGAAACAGCCGAAGAAAGUGGAGCGCUCGUCCAGCCUGGAGGAACACACCUCCUGGUCCAAGCCCAUCAACCCCACCAUCAGCACUACUUCCAAGGAGAAGGACCCUCCAUCCCUCCUGGAGCAGCCCAAGUCCAGGAUCAAGAGCACCAGUGGGAAGACUGCCCCUAGGAAGGAGCCUCGCACCACCACUACAAUUACUCCAGCUCCUCCUCCACUGGCCCCAGUCCUGGAAAAGAAGAAGCAUAGGGGGCCCAGCAAGAUCAUCCCCAAGUCCAAGGAGUUCAUCGAGACGGAGUCUUCGUCAUCUGAGUGCCACUCUGAACCAGAGGAGCUGGUCAAGAUCCAUAACCCUCCCUGUCCAGGACCCAGCAGUCUGCAGACUCUCAAAGCAGCCAAGGACUGCAACAGCAAUAUCCUGACUGUCAGUAGCCUUACCAGCACCUGCAGCUCUUCCAUAUCCAUCCCAGACCCUGGGGCCAUGGACCUCCUAGGGGACCCCCUCUUCUCCUCCGUCCCCAUUGUCCAGAACAAACUGCUGUCCCCUCUCAGGGACUUUGAGGACAUCAAGUCACUGUGGGUGAAGAUCGAGCUGAGCUUCCUGUCUAAGAUUCCAAGGCAGGACCCCCCUGAGCCCCCUUCUGUGAAAGUUGAGCCCCGGGAACCACUUGAACCCAGCAUUAAGCACAGACGACAGUCCCCCGUCAGUCUUCAGUCUACCCCUGUUGAGAAACCACCUAGCAAGGCCAAGAGGAAACACAAGAUGGACCAUUGUGAUGCUGUCGGAGGAAGCAAGAAGUUGCGGUUGGAGAAAGACUCCUUGCUUCUUCCCCCAUGCAUCUCACCGAUACACAACCACAAGAACAUUAGCACAAAAGACUCUCUGAGGAAACAGCCCAGGAAGAGAGAGGAGAAGCGAGAGCUGCUGCCUCCCCUGCUUUCUCCGCUCUCCGACGAACCCCCUAUACGCCAGCGCAGGACCAGCGAGUGUUCCUCCUUCAGCCAGGAGGGUGGUGCUAGCAGCUCCACCAGCACCUUAUUGCUACCCACCCUCAGCUGCUCUCUGCCCAACUUCUCCUCCUCAUCCUCCACUUCCUCACACAAGCACCGCAGCAAAGGAGAGAGCAAAUCCUUCUCACGUUCCAAGACAAGCAGUGAGGAAGAUACCCAUAGCAAGCCGUCUGGCAGUUUCCAUGGCAACGGUCAGUCCGAUUCUGACGUUUGGUCCAACCCGUCAUCUCUGUCCAUGGACCACAUGGAGCCUAGAAGGCCCAAGCUAACGUUCAAUAACACAGUUCACAACGCAGACUACUGCAUGCAAGAAGCCAAGAAACUGAAGCACAAAGCAGAUGCACUGAUGGAGAAGUUUGGCAAAGCCAUUAACUACGCUGAUGGGGCGCUGUCGUUCAUCGAGUGUGGCAACGCCAUGGAGCGGGAUCCGCUGGAGGCCAAGUCUCCAUACACUAUGUACUCUGAGACGGUUGAACUCAUCAGGUAUGCCAUGAGGUUAAAGAACUUUACAAGUCACUCAGCAACUGUAGCCGAGAAGAAAUUAGCUGUGUUGUGCAAUCGCUGUUUAUCCCUCCUGUACUUGAGAAUGUUCAAAUUGAAGAAGGACCAUGCAGUAAAGUAUUCCCGUUCCCUAAUGGAGUAUUUCAAGAAAAGUUCCCAAGCACCUUCGCCAUGGGGAGCCAAUGGAAAGAGCACAGGCACCCCCUCGCCCCUGUCUCUGAGUCCCUCCCCAGUUAGUUCGGUGAGCAGCAGUACGGGCCCUGGCCUUGUGGGCUCCUGUCCCUCAGGUGCCUCCAGCAACGUGGCCAUCCCCCAGCGCAUCCAUCAUAUGGCCGCUAGCCACGUCAACAUCACCAACAACAUCCUCCGCAGCUACGAGCACUGGGACACGGCAGAGAAGCUCGCCACAGAGAGCCAAGAGUUCUUUCAGGAGCUGGACUCGACGAUGGAACCAUUGAGCCAACACAGCAGCAUGACAGAACUGGUGCGCUACAUACGCCAAGGACUGCACUGGCUACGGAUAGAGGCCCACAUGUUAUAGUGCUGCUGGAACUAGAACUGAACUGUCUGCCACUGUAUGUCUGUCUGUCUGUCUCACACAUCCAUCACUACCUCUACCAGCCAGCAACCCUCAGCAACCCCCAGUCUCCAUCCAUCUGACUCCAGCCCCAAGGGCCCCCACCACACUCUGCCAGCCAGAAAGCCCCACUGACUGUCAACUCUUAGUGGUCAGAGGUCAUCAUGAUGAGGUCAUCAUCAGCUCUACUGCACAGUCUGUCUCUCUGCUCCCUCAAUACAAAGUUGACAUUUCUGUUGGCUGUGGAAAGAAAAUAGUGAAAUCCAAACCCCAAAGUGAAUGGAAGGACAGUCCCACCUAAGACCUGGGGAUUGUCUCCAAAGCAUGCCAAUAGAAGAGAAGGAUCUGUGUGGAGAAGUAUGGUGAUUGUUUUGGUUGUUUUCUGACAGAUCGAGCCAUGUGAUUUCCCUGUUGUUGUUUUGAUCACCACUAAAGGUCCUCUCAGAACGCCUGGAGCGUUGUUCACAGUUCACACCUCCAUUCCAACAGGCAGAUUUCUCAUGAAGUUAUAAGUGGUAUCAACUAUUUUUAUUGUUUUGUUUUUGUCAAUGCCUUGAUGAACUGGCCGACAGAAGCCAGUUGGAAAAGUAUCUCUUUACUACUAUCUGAUAGUGGUGUUUAUUUAUGAUCCAUCAAACCUCAGUCUCACGUCAGAUAAUAAAGACAGCAACAGUUCGUCAAUGUCUACCCAUAAGUCCCAGUGGAACAACAAAUCAUUUGAAAUAAUUCCAUGACUUGUUGCUCAUUGGAAAUGAACAACAAAUAAUCAAAUUCAAUCUGCCACCUCAAGCAAUUUCUCUAGUUGUGGGGGGAUUUGCAUAAUAAUGUAGUCAAUUAAAGCAGAUCUGAUAACAACUGAUCUGGAUCGUGUCUUUUAGCCCUAGAGGUUGGUGGUAUCUAUGUGUUUUUUGUUUGUUUGUUGGGUUGAUGUCAUUUUUGUACCUACAGUAAUAAGAGGCCGGAUUUAUUCCAAAGCAGCACUGAUUUUCCGUGAGUCUAAGGGAACGGGGAAGACAAAGUGAUGCACCACAUGAGACUGUGUUUAAAUCCAUAUGAAUUGUGUAAUCACUGUUACAGCACCACCACAAACAGUGUCCGCCACAAUGGGUCCAGUAACGCUACAGAGGACCUUUACAUUGUCUUUUCGAUGUCUACAAUAACUGCUGUGUUGUAUAUCGCAACUCUUUUGGUAUUAAAUGUUGGUUCAGUUGUGCAUGUCCACAGAGAGGUGUAGAGUUUUCAAGCAUUAUCCAUAGUAACACUUCUUACGUGUUAUGUGCAUAGUUGUACAUUUGAUCGUCCUAGAUUUCAACUUGGCUUGAUGGACAUACUGUAUGCCAUCUAUAUGAGAUACAGGCAGUUUUCCUAAGGAGGAAGUUUGAUGGUUGGUUUGUUGUUUGUUUUUAUUUGGAUGUGAUGUGAGAGAAUGAACUGAAGCGAAGUGUGUGUUUUGCACUGUGCAGAGAUGAUUUGGGGAUGGAUUCUCUAUUGCUGGGUGUCAAUUCCAAAUUGUUCUCUCUAUAGCACAGUCCAUACAGUGUGUUUCAGUAGACCAUAUCUCCAUGGCUAUGUGUGAAAUAUGAUUUUCACUAUGAUAAAACAAAGUGCCUCCGUAUCCGGUGAAAAUUAUUAAGAGUCUAUAUUGAAGAACAAGAAUGAAUCUAAAUGAUUUUUCCAUACCAUAUUGGUAUAUUAGAUUUUUUCAUAAAACCACAAUUUAUUCAUGUACUUUUUACUGGCAAGUAUGAUACCAAGUUUGGCUUUAAAAUUGCAAAUGUGUGACUUAAAUGUAUCAAAUUUUUAACUCAGUUACUGUUUAGAGGAUGCUGAACAGGAUGUUCAAAACCGCUUAAACAUGUAAAUGCUUAAUGUGACUUACUGUGAUCACCUAGAAUCAAUAGAUUAACACUCCAACCCAUUUACAGCAAUAGCUGGAUGAUAGCGCUAAUUGUGUUUAUUAUCUUGUUACUUAGAACAAGAGCAGAAUCAAGAGACAAAUGCACUUAAUUCACGUUCAGUGUUUCUGGCAUUUAGAAUGAUGUUUGGAGUUUUUAUCACUUGAUUUUAGGCCAAAUUAAAGUGUUUUGGAAUGUCACAAGAAAAGACUGAACAAAUUAUUGAUAAAACAAAAAUCACUUGAUGUUGAUCCAUUAACUGUCUUAUUUAGAUUUAAUGUCAUUCAGUGUUGUUUUAUGGAACAGUGUUGUAGCCUACAUGCUAUUGUAACCUCACAAACAGUGCUCAUUCGAUUCCAAAUCUAUUUUAAAUCUGUAGGAUGCCACACCAUAUGGUAAUAGCAAUAUCUACACCAGUCUUAAUGUAACUAAAUGAAUUGAGAAAUAUGAAAGCGAACCUAACAACUUAAACUUUCUUUGUACUGUAUCUGAAGUGCAUUUUUUCAUUUUGCCUUUUGCAACAACUUGUGAUAAUAAUCUCAUAACUAUCAGUCAAUGUUGAGUUGGGGGAAAAUGAAGCAUGUGCAUAAUUUUUUAUGCAAAUGAUCCCAUUUUCUCCUCCAGUCCAAAUUAGCCAACUGUCUUUGCCCCUAUGAGGGAAGCAGUUUGUACACUUCCAGUGGCUUUUCCCAGCUGUUCCUAUUCACGCUAGAGACAGGCCAUUCUGUCAGGGAAAUCUGUGGCCCUUUGGCAGCUAGUCAAAAGCACCAAGCAGCACUGGCUCUCUGUUCUCUCUCUCUUUCUCCCUUCCCUCUCUCCCUCUCUCUCUCUCAUCCAUCAUCUGAUAUAAACAACCAGCUCCAUACUCAGCCCCAGUCUGGCACCGAAGAGGAGCAGCUAAUGUUUUGCAUUCAUUCCACAAUGAGGAAAGGCUGAAUCAAAUUGGCUUAUGCCUACCAGGGAGAACAGAAUCAGUUUUUGUUUUAAAUAUGCGGUUUUAUGUCUAAAACAAGGAAAUCGUGAAACGUUGAAUGAGGUGCCAUCUGGACUGGCAGUGUUUACAAGCCAAUUUAUGGUGUGACCUAGUCUUUUGUUUGGUAAAACCAGGUGAUGAUGAUAACAUAUCAGGAAGGAAUUACUCAUUAAAUGAGUCCCUAAUUGGCUUGUUUUUAUAUUGCUGCUACUAAUGUUGAUAUUUCCUAGAUAGAUUUAUGAAUACAGGGAGUUUCAUUUUAAAAUGAAUACUUCUAGAGAAUUUUAUUGAAAAUAGCAUACAAAUCUGUGACGCAUUGCAGAGUUAACAAAAAUAUGUAAACUAUACUAGCUAGAGUAGGUGCAGUACGAAGUGCAGCUCACCUUCUGCGUCUUCUCAGUUUAAAGCCUGAACAGUAUUUAUUACUAUCAGGCACUACUUAAAAAGCAGAAUCAAUGAGAGUUAUGCCCUCAUGCAGUGUUAACGUUCAAAGGAUGUUUUCCUAGGUUCCCUACAGUUAACUCCAAUGCAAACACAUCAGGCUCAUCUAAGGUAGAGACAAGGAAGGGAUGUCAGCACAGUGGGAGUCAAAACCAACCAUUUCUGCUAUCAAACUCAUUAUUAUUAUUAUUAUUAUUAUUAUUAUACCUAGAAGAAAUCUGACAGACUAUCAACACAAUAUUAUUGUGUUACAAAUUGUUAUAUAUUUAUCAUGUUCUUAAUCAUAAUUUCUUCUUUUUUUUUAAACCUGCUUUUUUUUCCUGGAGUAAGUCAGUACAACACUAAGCCUUAUAGCUUGGCUGAAGUCUGUCAUUUUGGUGUUUUUGUUAUCUCUUGUUCAAUUGUUCCACUACAUUGAAAACAAGUAUUGGGAACAAUUAUCUCCGAUUAAAGGAAAAUUCCACACAAAAACUAUCUUUUGGUAUUUGUUUCAAUAGUACAUUGUUGUUAUAGUCCCAAAAGGUUUUGCUUGUCAGCAAUCAAGUUUUUUAAAGAUAUAUAACUUUAGAAAUAGAGUUUUACAGCCGGCAAAACGCGUUUUGCAUCACAUAAUGCAAAACGCAGCAUCAUAUAAUGGAAAAGGUUUUUGGGUGGAGUUUUCCUUUAACAUUGUCCCAACUGGAAGCAUUCUGAUCGCUCUGCAAAUGAAGCACUGUAAAUAACACGUAGGGAACACAAUGCACCGCACCAUGUUACUCAAUUAACGACCGUAUGACUCAAUGUUGAUUCAUAUUCAGUGAAUAUUGUGUCAUAUUUAAUAUGACUGAUACAACUUGGACCGGGUUCUCAUAACACAUGAACAUACCUAUUAGCGGAAUAAUUUAGUGUAAUUGGUUUGUAAUCUAAAUGGCUUGUGUCUGUGACAGCAAACCAUUGCCAGUCACUUGGUGUCACUAACAAUAGUGCAUGUUGACCUUCGGUCACCAGAAGUGGUGGUUAUGCAAAUUGAAGUCAACAGUUGGUAUAUGUAGCUUCAUUCGACUAUAUGUCAAACCCUUCAUUCAGCUUGUUGUUGUCUUAAAGCAGUAGCAGACAUGCGUUAGGGAAAAUGAAGAACAGUCAUCCAUAGAUCCCUUUGCUGUUUAUACCUGUACAGAAUGAUGAGGUGCUUUAUGGUUUAUGUCCUCCGGUGUAAAGGAUUGUACCAUAUGGAAUAUAUAUUACUUAUUUUGACUGCCCAAAGCUGACAAAAAUGCAUUGGAAAUCCAUUGCCUUGAUAUGAGUGUAUUGCUGACCAGUGACAUCUUACCACCCACUAACCUAUGAUCUUUAGGUAGUCUGUCCUGUGUGACCUUGGCAUUUCAGUCAAUCCAAUGUCACCUGGAGUGUCAUUUCUCUGUAUCCUCCUCCACUUUGUUUUGCAAAGAGAGACAACAAGAUUAUAUAAACUAAUGUACAGUUUCAGUCAACAACAGAAAAAAGGCAUUUACUUAUCAUGGCUGUGCUUCCUACUUGCUUAAAUAGAUGAACUACAAUUUACAGCCAUCUAUUAACCAAAUGGAAUACAUAUUUGAAGAAAAAUCAUGUGCUUUUGAUACAAUUGUAUUUCUGAAAGUAUUAUUAAAAUUCUGUAACAUUGUGAUGGACAAAUUUAUUGUGAAAGGUAGAGCAAUUUCCCAAAGAUCAGUUCCCUAUGUUCAAGCCUUAGAGAUAAAACUGCUCAUUUACUUUAACCAACAUGUUUUUCAGAUAUGGAACAAUCACUGUAAGUUCUGGAAACAUUUCAGUCAGAUCCAUUUUAACUGUGAAAUGCAGCAUUGUUACAUUAAUAUAAAUCCUUCACAGUGUUCUAAAAGCAAUUAAUUUAUAAAACAGUUAGCAAUGUGGAUAUCCAUAAAUUAGCCCAAUGACAUACUGUUCCUCAAGGCUCAAGCUUUAUAUAAUACUUAAAUGCUACCUAUUCCCUAAACGAUGUACAAUGUUGGUCAGACAUCAGGGAAGAACAGGGUUACCAUUCCAAGUAAAUAGCCUUUUCUCUCACUGACGUUUUGUCGACAGUUUAAAGAUGGACAAUGUUGUAUUUUCUCUCACUGACGUUUUGUCAACAGUUUAAAGAUGGACAAUGUUGUAAACAGAAAAUUCAAAGACAGAAGUUGUCUUAGUUCAGGCAUGCUGUAGUUUAUAGUUUGUUAUUUUUUGUACAGAGCAGGGUAACUGUUAUGCUAUGGAUUUAUUAACGUAUAGUUGUAAGGAUUCAUUAAAAAUGCGUUAUGUAUCAAAGAAACUUCCUGCCUGGUUAGCUUUGUAUUUCAAAUGUGUUGCACAAGUUCUGCCAUUUUUUAUUAUUAUUUUUGCCUAUUGUAUUUUAUAAUAAAAAUGUUUUAUGUAAUGAUCAAACAUUUAAAUGAUAGUUAUGUUGUUUUUAAAUGUUUAAUGUCUGAAAAAAAAAUUGAAUAAAAAUGGUAUGAACCGGUGAAA
Molecule: messenger RNA, 10003 nt
Organism: Oncorhynchus masou masou (cherry salmon)
Lineage: Eukaryota; Metazoa; Chordata; Actinopteri; Salmoniformes; Salmonidae
Product: AF4/FMR2 family member 2-like
Exons: 22
Coding region: 167-4180 (1337 amino acids)
Biological process (GO): regulation of RNA splicing
Cellular component (GO): nuclear speck; nucleus
Molecular function (GO): G-quadruplex RNA binding
Source: RefSeq, a predicted model, not a curated record